This is a messenger RNA of Ipomoea nil (Japanese morning glory), 782 nucleotides long. RefSeq names its product 40S ribosomal protein S14-3. Gene Ontology annotation, cellular component: cytosolic small ribosomal subunit; ribosome. NCBI's taxonomy places the organism in Eukaryota, Viridiplantae, Streptophyta, Magnoliopsida, Solanales, Convolvulaceae. Gene Ontology annotation, molecular function: mRNA 5'-UTR binding; small ribosomal subunit rRNA binding; structural constituent of ribosome. Gene Ontology annotation, biological process: translation; maturation of SSU-rRNA from tricistronic rRNA transcript (SSU-rRNA, 5.8S rRNA, LSU-rRNA); ribosomal small subunit assembly. The transcript has 6 exons. The record is from RefSeq and is a predicted model, not a curated record. Bases 109 to 561 code for a protein of 150 amino acids.
ACCCUAGCUAUAUAGCCCACCGUGUUUUACUUCAAAAUCAAUUCACGCCACUAGGGUUAUUCAAGCUUUGCUAGCAACUCUGUCCUCCAUCCUAAUCAACCCAGAGCCAUGUCUAAGAGAAAGACCAGGGAGCCCAAGGAGGAGAAUGUUACCCUCGGACCCGCCAUACGUGAGGGAGAAUUAGUUUUUGGUGUUGCCCACAUUUUUGCCUCGUUCAAUGAUACAUUCAUACACGUAACUGAUUUAUCUGGGAGAGAAACAUUGGUUCGCAUUACUGGGGGCAUGAAGGUGAAGGCUGACAGGGAUGAAUCUUCUCCAUAUGCAGCUAUGCUUGCAGCCCAGGAUGUCACUCAGCGAUGCAAGGAACUUGGAAUCACUGCCCUUCACAUUAAGCUCAGGGCUACAGGAGGUAACAAGACAAAGACUCCUGGUCCAGGUGCCCAGUCUGCUCUCAGAGCCCUUGCUCGAUCUGGCAUGAAAAUUGGUCGCAUAGAGGAUGUUACUCCAAUUCCCACUGACAGUACUCGUAGAAAAGGUGGUAGAAGGGGAAGGAGGCUGUAAUUCCAUUUUAUACUCUCUCAAAAUGGUUGCAACUUCAAGUCAUGGAAGAGUUUUUGUUUUACUUUAAUGUUUAGACGUUUUUGUAGCUCACUCUCAAGCAAAAACUUCAAAUCAAAUUUGAUGGUUUCAAGCCUUUGAUAGCAUGUGAGAUGUUGGAUUUGUUUGAUUUCUUGCUGAAAUAUUAAAUAUCUUUCAAUCAAAUAAGCCUUGAUUUUUGUCUU